AUUGAGAACAAGCUGGACGUCAACUCUGAUUACUAUGAGAGCGACCGCGCUCGACAGUCGUAUAUCGAGUUCAGAUUAGCGGGCAAGGCCUCGUACCAGUUGGAACCGUACCUCGAGGACGCCCACCCAAACCAGAUUAAGACCUCAGAAGCCCUCCUGACCUGGCUGAAGAAUGAGUUCCGUAAUGUGAACCGGGCCGAAGAAGCU
Lasiosphaeria miniovina is the source of this 207-nucleotide messenger RNA. RefSeq lists its product as uncharacterized. The record is from RefSeq and is a predicted model, not a curated record. The transcript has a single exon. Lineage: Eukaryota; Fungi; Ascomycota; Sordariomycetes; Sordariales; Lasiosphaeriaceae. The annotation marks the transcript as partial.